This is a messenger RNA of Nematolebias whitei (Rio pearlfish), 1582 nucleotides long. RefSeq names its product cyclin Y (gene ccny). The transcript is spliced from 10 exons. Gene Ontology annotation, molecular function: cyclin-dependent protein serine/threonine kinase activator activity; protein kinase binding. The coding region runs from base 223 to 1248 and encodes 341 amino acids. Gene Ontology annotation, cellular component: cytoplasmic cyclin-dependent protein kinase holoenzyme complex; plasma membrane. Gene Ontology annotation, biological process: regulation of cyclin-dependent protein serine/threonine kinase activity; regulation of canonical Wnt signaling pathway. The record is from RefSeq and is a predicted model, not a curated record. NCBI's taxonomy places the organism in Eukaryota, Metazoa, Chordata, Actinopteri, Cyprinodontiformes, Rivulidae.
GGGCUUGUCUAAUUUAUUUUGUUUGUCUUUAGUGUUUUUCCUCUUUAAUGGCACCGCUACAUUAGCUAAGCGUCUGUGUGGCAGGGGGCGAACGGGUACCGGGGGCCAGCUCGUACAGAGCAGGUCUGUAUCCGCGUUACCGCCCCGUUUUUUUUUUUUUUUGGUUGACACAAGCUGCGCUGCAAAAUAAAGCGGUGGGCGUAAAAACAGUGCGUACACACAAUGGGGAAUAGCACGUCCUGCUGCGUGUCGUCGAGCCCCAAGCACCGGAGGAGCAACCACUCCAGGCUGGAGCCGUACCGGCCCGAGCCCGAGCUGAGCCGCGAAGACACGGGCUGCAACCUCCAGCACAUCAGCGACAGAGACAACCUGGACGAUUUGCCCAUAGAGCACAAUCCUUCAGAUCAUCCUCGAGCCAGCACCAUAUUUCUUAGCAAGUCACAAACUGAUGUUCGGGAAAAGCGGAAAAGCCUUUACAUCAACCAUCAUCAUCCAGGUCCGGUGAGACGAAAGUACAGCUCAUGUUCCACCAUAUUUCUUGAUGACAGCACUGUCAGUCAGCCCAACCUGAAGUACACCAUCAAAUGUGUAGCCUUGGCAAUAUAUUAUCACAUAAAGAACAGAGAUAUCGAUGGGCGAAUGUUGUUAGACAUAUUUGAUGAGAAGCUGCAUCCUCUCUCGAAGUCUGAAGUUCCUGCUGAUUAUGACAAAUACGACCCCGAGCAGAAGCAAAUCUACCGCUUCGUCCGGACGCUGUUCAGUGCUGCUCAGCUCACUGCUGAGUGUGCCAUUGUCACUUUGGUAUACUUGGAGAGGCUCCUUACGUAUGCUGAGAUCGACAUCUGCCCCGCCAACUGGAAGCGCAUCGUGCUGGGAGCCAUCCUCCUGGCCUCUAAGGUCUGGGACGACCAGGCGGUGUGGAAUGUCGACUACUGCCAAAUUCUCAAGGACAUCACUGUAGAGGACAUGAACGAAUUGGAGCGCAAGUUCCUGGAGCUGCUGCAGUUUAACAUCAACGUGCCGUCCAGCGUUUACGCCAAGUAUUACUUCGACCUGCGCUCCCUGGCUGAGGCCAACAACCUCAGCUUCCCCCUGGAACCCCUCAGCAGGGACAGGGCCCAGAAACUAGAGGCCAUCUCACGGUUGAGUGACGAUAAGUACAAAGACUUGAGGAAGCUGGUCAAGAAGCGGUCGGUGAGUGCGGACAACCUGACGGUGGUGCGGUGGUGUCCAGCCAUCAUUUCCUAACCCUGGUCACCUUCAGAGGAAUUUAGAGACUUGGAUUGUAAUAUAUUUGCCUGAUAGAGCUGAGCAGCUGCAGGUCUGUCUGGAACACACACAUUCACACAGAAAGACACCUUUUUAAAUGUGUUUGCACUCUCUCUGGUCAUUGUACAUAAAAGACGUCUCACUGGCUGCCUGAACGUAACCACGUGGAGCUGAGCUGAAAGAAAGUGAAGGUCAGGACUGAAAGAUCAUGUUGGAACAGAAACUGCGUCACAGAAGUCACCAGGCUUUUCCACACAACACCUUUAAGAUGGGACUUUGUCGCCUUCUGGCUGCCUCGGUGGCAUUUCUGAAU